This is a messenger RNA of Panicum virgatum (switchgrass), 1225 nucleotides long. RefSeq lists its product as uncharacterized. Bases 5 to 1210 code for a protein of 401 amino acids. Gene Ontology annotation, molecular function: zinc ion binding; transposase activity; DNA binding. The transcript has 2 exons. The record is from RefSeq and is a predicted model, not a curated record. NCBI's taxonomy places the organism in Eukaryota, Viridiplantae, Streptophyta, Magnoliopsida, Poales, Poaceae. Gene Ontology annotation, biological process: DNA transposition.
GUUCAUGCAGCAGUUAAAAAGGACUGUAGGGUCCCCAUCUGGUUUAGUCAUAUCAACUGAUGCAUGCAAAGGCUUGGAGACUGCUGUCAGUGCUGUCUUCCCUCAAGCAGAGAACAGAGAAUGCAUGAGACAUCUAUAUGGGAAUUUUCUUAAGCAGUAUCAAGGUGAUGUUUUCACUGAGCAUCUAUAUCCAGCAGCAAGAGCUUACACUGAAUGGCUCUUCAAAUGGCACAUGGAGAAGAUAUUUCGAGCUGCCCUAGAUGCAAUUGCCUACCUGGAACAACACCACAACAGGCUGUGGUACAGAUGUGGGUUUUCUGAAGAAAGCAAAUGUGAUUAUCUUACAAACAAUGUCUCAGAGAGUUUCAACAGCCAGAUUAGGCACAUGAAGUGCCUAUUGCUGCAUGAGCUAGUUGAUGGCAUAAGGGAGUUCAUAAUGGAGAAGAGGUACCUAAGAAAGCAGAUAGCAAACAAGAUGGCUGAAGGGAUCUUGCCAAAUGUGCUAAAGGAGCUCCAUCAAGUCAGCAGAAAUCUCAGGGUUGUGAAGGUUGCAAGAAGUGAUGAAGACUGUGCAGAAGUUACUUUAGUAGAUGCCUACAACAACACUAGAAGGCAGACAGUGGACCUCAAGAACCAGAAAUGCUCUUGCAGAGUUUGGCAGGUGACUGGAAAACCAUGUCAGCAUGCCCUGGCCUGGAUUUUGUCUAACAGAGGUGUACAAAUCUCUGAUUUUGUACAUGAGUACUACUCUGUGGCUAUGUUCAAGGCAGCCUAUGAAGGCAGGGUCACUACAAUGCCAGAUAGGUCCCAAUGGCCUGUAGUGGAUCUUGGUUUCCAAGUUUGGCCACCACUGCAGAAAAGAGCACCUGGUAGGCCUAAGGUUCAGAGAAUCAGAGGAGCCCUUGAGAAAGGGCCCAAAAAGAAGGUUAGAUGCUCUAGAUGCAAAGGCUAUGGACACUUUGCCAAGACUUGCAAGCUUGCAGAACCAGCAGAACCAGCACAAGAUGUUACUCCACAAACACCAAGCAAAAGGAAGAGGCAGCCACAAGAUGAAGGCCCUUCUGUUCAACACAAUAAGAAGAAGAAGUCACCAAAGAAGAAGAAGACUCCUAAGAAGAAGAAGACUCCAAAGAAGAAGAAGCAGGCACAAGCAGCAGCUGCUCCACCUCCUAUAGCUGUUAGAAGCCUGAGAGAUUCGCUGGGCAUGUAAUAUGCUGUUGCUGUC